CAGGGGUGAAGUAAAGAGAUAUUGUAUAUUGUAUUCAGUAUUUGUCAGCGCGUGUAUAUGACGUUUCGUAGUAGAUUGUCGUUUUCGUCAUUAUAUCGCUCGAUCACAAAUGUUGUGUCCGGAAAUAUGGGACUUCAAGGCUCCGGAGCACCAUUUCGAGAUCGAACGAGCGAGCUAUCGAACCGAGGAAGUUCCGUUGGCCGUCAGUACUCAUUAUUUUAAUCAUUCGGUGUCUAUCGUGCUUCCUGACAUAAAAGACGUUCCUCCAAGUCUUCGUGAUUGCCUUUUGGAAGACAGUGAUUAUUACAAAAUCGUUGGUUUAAAGGCUCACGAGCUUGUCAAUAAAGAGUUCAUCGAAGCUUUUGUUAAGAAAGGAGAGCUGACGUUAUUGACGAUUGGAAAGAAGAUUGAUGUCCACAAUCUAAUCUGUAUAUCGCCAACGGGACACCUAUUGCUUUCUUUGCUUCGUGAAGAUUAUCAAAAGCUUGGAUUAGUAGGGAAAGAGACAUUCUUUGAUCGUAAAGCACAUUCGCGCUACGUCGUGACUAUUAAUUUGAACGAGGAAGCUUUUGUACCGGGUAAGAAGAAUUACGAAAGGGUCCGAUCAUGUUUGCAAGAAAAUCUCGACGAAAGCUUCGACGUUGUUGUAGCUUGGGAUCCACCAGAGGAUAAACUAUGUCCAUCGUCGGUCGCAGCAUGGUUUCACGAUCGUGGUUACACAACGUUGCUCUGCAACCAAGUUUUCAAACAACGGAUCGAACGAUCAAUUUUCGUCCCGAAUCUCGACGGUUCUUCCAAUCUCGAUGAGUUUUUCGAAUGGCUGGGAAUUUUCAGUAUCGGUGGAGAUACGACGAACGAAAAAGAAGAUGAUUAUGUGAAUACUUACACGUGUCCCAGACCGAAAACUCAAACAGUCGAAACACAAUAUAUAGAAUGCACAGGAUUUUUUACACGCAAACAAAUAAUAGGAAUCUAUAAUGCUAUGAGAGAAAUAGCUUUCCAGAAGGAUACAUCGCCUUGGAAAAGUAUACACGUACAGGGUUUCGCUGACAGUCCAGUCAGCUGGGGCCUGAAAGAGCACAAUUUUUUCACGGACGGUGACAAUAGCCAUACGACCGUCUUCCAAAAAAACGGUGAAUGUAUUAUACGAAAGAGUUUGAGCUCUAAUAAAAAACCAAGAAUUUUCCAAUAAA
Molecule: messenger RNA, 1193 nt
Organism: Venturia canescens
Lineage: Eukaryota; Metazoa; Arthropoda; Insecta; Hymenoptera; Ichneumonidae
Product: ribonuclease P protein subunit p40-like
Exons: 6
Coding region: 110-1192 (360 amino acids)
Biological process (GO): tRNA 3'-end processing; endonucleolytic cleavage in ITS1 to separate SSU-rRNA from 5.8S rRNA and LSU-rRNA from tricistronic rRNA transcript (SSU-rRNA, 5.8S rRNA, LSU-rRNA); tRNA 5'-leader removal
Cellular component (GO): multimeric ribonuclease P complex; ribonuclease MRP complex
Molecular function (GO): ribonuclease P activity; ribonuclease MRP activity
Source: RefSeq, a predicted model, not a curated record